Molecule: messenger RNA, 1380 nt
Organism: Auanema sp. JU1783
Lineage: Eukaryota; Metazoa; Nematoda; Chromadorea; Rhabditida; Rhabditidae
Source: the annotation of a GenBank genome assembly
AUGAGUGUCCCGGAUUGUGAUAACAUAUCACUUGAUUCUCGAGAAUUGGAAAACUCACACAUUGAUUUCUGUGAAAUAGUGAAGCGUGUUGAAUUAGAUGACGGAGUAUAUGGUGAAUUAAUAUUACUUGGUUACAAUGGUGCGUAUGACAAUAAGAACGCUAUACCUGUUAAACGACAUCGAACAAAAAUGGUCCUUUCUCGUCGUAAAUUUGGAAAUGGAAUCAAGAAAGGUGGCGUAAUACAAAGUAAUUCUGAUGGAAAAGAUGCGCCGGCGGUAUUAGAUCGAUCACGUCACGUUGUCUCGUACACAUAUAGUAAAAAGCAGACCGUUCUGGUCGAAUAUCUAACGGACACAGCGAAAGACAUGUUCCAGAUUGGAAGGUCUUCCGAAGAUCAGAUUGAUUUCACUAUUGUUGACACGUGGUUAGCAUCAAAUGCUCAUGGAUCACUGCAAGGAAAUAUUAAUCCCAAAGAGAAACGUUCUAUGGCAUCUACAAUCAGUCGCUAUGCUUGUCGAAUAUUGAUCGACCGUGAGAAUCCUGGGAAAUCUUAUUUGUAUGCAGCCGGAUUUGAUUCUAUGAAAAAUAUAUUUCUAGGAGAAAAAGCCACUAAAUGGAAUAAAAAGAAUGGAGAAGUAGAUGGACUCACAACGAACGGAGUUCUCAUUUUACAUCCAAAUAGAAACACCGAGGAUUUAUUAGAUGAUUCCAAUUCUGAUAUGUAUGUUUGGAGGGAAGUGUCUGUUGAUGGUGACAUUUUUGCUUUGCGUGAAACGCGAAGUAGUAAUGCCCGUGGUGAAUUGAUUCCUGAAGAGACGAAUAUGUUACAGGAUGGAUCCUUGAUCGACCUUUGUGGUGCUACUUUAUUAUGGCGCACUUCUGAUGGACUUGCGAAGUCUCCAACAUUGAUGGAGUUGGAAAAUGCGCUGGAUCGCCUGAAUGCUGGCAAACCUCAAUGCCCCGUUAAUUUAAAUACUUUAAUAAUUCCCAAAAAGAAAAGCGGAUCAACUGUUAGUAGCCGUCAGCCAUAUGUUUACUUACGAUGUGGUCAUGUGCAAGGUAAACACAAAUGGGGAGUUCAGGAGACUGGAGGGUUGACAAUGUCAAAAUGUCCCAUUUGUUUGGAGGAGAGUGAACGUAUCCUUCAGUUGACAAUGGGUAUGGAGUCUUCCUUUCAUCUUGAUUCAGGAACUCUAGAUCACGCUUUCAACCCAUGUGGUCAUGUGGCCAGCAAAAACACAGUGCUAUAUUGGUCUCGCAUUCCUCUACCUCAUGGCACAAACAGUUUUUAUCCUGUUUGUCCCUUCUGUACUACGCUCCUUGCUACGGAAAAGCCUUAUGUAAAAUUGAUUUUCCAAGAUCACCUCUAUGACACAUGA